Molecule: messenger RNA, 1441 nt
Organism: Trematomus bernacchii (emerald rockcod)
Lineage: Eukaryota; Metazoa; Chordata; Actinopteri; Perciformes; Nototheniidae
Gene: ppcdc
Product: phosphopantothenoylcysteine decarboxylase
Exons: 5
Coding region: 81-713 (210 amino acids)
Biological process (GO): coenzyme A biosynthetic process
Cellular component (GO): phosphopantothenoylcysteine decarboxylase complex
Molecular function (GO): FMN binding; phosphopantothenoylcysteine decarboxylase activity
Source: RefSeq, a predicted model, not a curated record
UUUACGGAAGUAGCAACCCAGAAGUGGUUUACAUGAGAAAUACAGCACUUUGCCCACCUUUUUCUUGGUAACAUGCUAAUAUGCAGACAGAGGAGCAUGAUUCUGGUCUAAAGGCUGGUUUGUUGAAAUCUUGUGGGACAUUUCGUGUUCUUGUCGGUGUGACGGGAAGUGUUGCAGCCCUGAAACUGCCUGUGUUGGUAUCCCAGCUUCUUCAGCUCUCUGGGGUGGACGUAAGAGUAGUCACUACCGAACAUGCCAAGCACUUCUACAAUCCUGCAGAGGUCUCAGUAAAAAUCUACGAUGACAAGGAUGAGUGGGAGCUGUGGACUCAGAGGUCUGACCCUGUGUUGCACAUUGAGCUAAGGCGCUGGGCAGACCUUUUUGUCAUUGCCCCCCUUGAUGCCAACACUCUUGGAAAAAUUGCGAAUGGAAUUUGUGACAAUCUCCUGACAUGUGUGGUGAGAGCCUGGGACACCAGUCGCCCUCUCCUCUUCUGCCCUGCCAUGAAUACAGCCAUGUGGCAGCAUCCCAUCACAGCCCAGCAGGUAUCCAGGCUCACAGAGUUUGGAUAUGUGGAAAUCCCCUGCAUUGCUAAGAAGCUAGUAUGUGGAGAUGAAGGUAAAGGGGCCAUGGCAGAGGUAUCCACUAUUGUCAGUGUUGUCAAACAAUAUCUUCCGAUACCAGAUGAGUCAUCUCAGAAAACAUCCACGUAACAUCUUAUUGUAAAAUUAGGGUUGCACUAUACAAGACAAAUAUCAAAUAAUCCUGUUUGCUUGUCUUCAACAGACAUGAUAAACUGCUUUUAUCUAUUUGACCUCUUCUAGUUGGGAAUGUGUGGGUUUGUACUUACCUUCACUGACAACUACCUGAGUUUUGUUGCAUGGCCUGAACAUGCAAAUGUUCUUAAACCCAUUAACACACAAACACUUAAACACAUAUAAGUACAACUAUUUGUUAUUAUCUUCCUUUACUCAGCAAGUGCAACCUUUGCAGCAUGAUGAGCCAGAGUAGCAAGAAAGACUUGUUUGGGAGUGUCAUUUUAUCAAUGGCUAUAAAAACGAUUUAGUGCAGGGUUUUUUACAUAAAACGUCUAUACAUUAUUAAAUGAUACAGACAAAGAUAUUAAACCCUUAGCCAUUUCUGCUGUGACGCAAUAAUCCCAAUGUAUGAUAGUACAUUUCUGUGGUUCACAAAGCAAUAUUUCAUUAGUGACAUUUAAUCAAGCUCAUGUAAAUAAAUGGAAAAAUAUAGUUCAUGGUAUAACACUUGUUAUAGGCACAUCAUUUUGUACAAAUAAGAUCAAAUAAUAUUCCGUCUUUAAAAAAGUAAUGGUGAUCUAUGGGCUUGUCAUCGACACACUGUUGUGUCUUCGACAACACAAAUGGAAAAAUACUGUCGGUGUCAAAGGUGAAUGACAUUUGGAUUAAAAACUGAAAUUCAA